Messenger RNA from Melanotaenia boesemani (Boeseman's rainbowfish), 2589 nucleotides. RefSeq names its product major facilitator superfamily domain containing 4Ab (gene slc60a1b). The coding region runs from base 506 to 2065 and encodes 519 amino acids. Gene Ontology annotation, biological process: transmembrane transport. The transcript is spliced from 10 exons. Lineage: Eukaryota; Metazoa; Chordata; Actinopteri; Atheriniformes; Melanotaeniidae. The record is from RefSeq and is a predicted model, not a curated record.
AUGAGUAAUUAAUUGUGAAAUAAAAAUAUAAAAUUGCAUAAAGGGAUUUAAAAAAUACAGGCGUGGGGGAAAUGGCUAUUUCAAAGACCCUCUUGGUUAUCCAUAGUUCUAAGUUGUACAGGUAUUUGAAGAAAAGACAACCUGUACCUGAGAAUCUGUGUCAUUGCUUCCUAAUUAAUACAUUUUCCAUUAAAAUGUCUCAGUGGUCCAUGCCAUUUAAAUCCUCACUUUCUUGUGGCAUUUCACCACAUUGUUAAUUAUUGACACGAUUUCAAUACGGAUAUCACAGUUGUAAAGAUCUCCAUUUCACCCAUUAACUCAGUUAAGCAACUCAAGGAGGAGGGUGCACAAUGCUUUAAAAGAGAUCCAGAAAUCCCCGACAACAAGCAUCCGUAGAUCCUUUCAGAACUGCUUUCAUAUUUUGCUACUGUGAUUCUUGAUAGUUAAAUCAAAAAUAUAGAAAGUGUUCUGUCUCACAGAAGUACAUCUGUGUCUUUGGCCCAAGAUGUUGGUAGAUGAGCGUAUUGUAACCCUCUUUAAAAGGAACGCCCAUCACACACUGACUUAUUGGAGUGUUUUCUUCAGCUUUGGACUCUGCAUUGCUUUCCUUGGACCUACAAUUUUGGACUUGCAAUGUCAAACAAACUCAACACUUAGUGAGAUCACCUGGGUAUUUUUUGCCCAGCAGUUCUGCUUGCUGAUUGGUAGCUCUGUUGGUGGCGUUUUCAAGAGAACGUUGUUCAGCGCUCUUGCUGCCCUGUUUGUCUCUGCUCUUAUCAUUUCUGUCGUUUUUGCCAUCAUCCCUGUGUGCAAUAAUGUCAUUGUGCUGGCCAUUGCCAUGGCUGUGUCGGGUUUGGCCAUGGGUGUUAUCGACACUAUUGCUAACAUCCAGCUGGUCACCAUCUAUCAAAAGGACUCUGCUGUUUUCUUACAGGCUCUGCACUUCUUUAUUGGGUUCGGCGCCCUGGUGAGCCCAUUGAUUGCAGAUCCUUUUCUUUCGGAGACUGGCUGUGGGAAUCACACAGGGAAUGAGACUGAGAUGAUGCAUCAUUUCAGGAACAUGCUGAGAAACAGUCCGAUUGCAGGGCACAACAUAACUCAGAGCCCCCUGCCCCAUGAGGGAGGAGAAGAGAAAAACUCAAGCGUGCACUAUGCUUUCUGGAUCAUGGCACUUAUCAAUCUUCCCGUGCCUAUUGCAGUCCUGUUUCUGAUGUAUCGGGAGCAUCUGAUUCCGUGCUGCCCUAGCACUCCACGGCUUUUGGACAAAGAUGAACUUGCAAUGGAGACCCAACAGGGGGCCGAAGGUCCAGACUUAGAGCAUAAGGAACAAGAAGCUGGAGGUCAUGGGAAUAUCUUCAGCUGCUGUCAGAAUGAUAACCUGCGCGGACUGCCAGUAUCAUUUUUUAUGAUUCAUAUUCUUGGAGGGAUGGUGCUCUUUAUGACCGAUGGCAUUGUGGGUGCAUACGCUGGCUUUGUGUACACUUAUGCUGUCACGCCACCAAUGUCACUGCCUAAUAAGACAGCAGGUUACCUGGCUAGUAUCUUUUGGGCAGCCAUCACUGCUGGACGUCUUUUGUCUAUACCUCUCUCAUAUCGUUUCCAGCCUGUGAAACUGCUCAUUUUCAACCUGGCAGGAGCUAUUGUUACUGGGCUGAUGCUGCUUAUUUUCUACACUAGUAGCAUCUUUCUUUUUGUUGGAACGUGUUUAUGUGGGCUUUUCCUGAGCAGCAUUUUUCCCUGUAUGCUCGCCUAUACUGAGGACAUCCUGGACUACCAGGGCUGUGCGACGUCAGUUCUGGUGACGAGUGCAGGGAUGGGAGAGAUGGUGAUCCAGGUUCUGGUUGGCUCAAUUAUUCAAAGUAAAGGCAGCUACAGCUUCCCUCUAUGUGGAAUGAUAAUCGGCUGCAUUGGUUUUAUCCUUUUCAUUGGACUCCUGCUGUUCCAUCGAAUGCACAGAAAUUAUCUCACAGGAACAUCGAAGAAAUCGGCAAUAGUAGAGGAGCCAGUAGCAGAGCAGAAUGGGUCAGCAAAAACAGAAGAAACAGAGAACAAGGACACCAGCUGAAAGAGGAACAAUCAGUGUUGUCUGAUUAUUUAGUCUUUUAAUAUUCCUGUUCUAAUGACAAGGUAUUCACAAAGCUGAUAGUGUGCCAAUGUUGGAGAUAGUUCCAUUUUUCUUUAAAUUAGUCUUGUCUUUUGUAAGUUCUGGGCAGCUGUCAUCAGAUCACAUGACACGAGGAGAACAAAACUGACUGUUCAGGGAUUAAUUAACACAUUUUUCUAUUUGUUUUCACAUAUUUGUGGUUUGUAUGUAUAUUAUGAGUGUAAUACAAAGUUAUCCUGAUACAGUUUAACAUCUCAAAUGUUUCUUACUUUCUAAUUAUCUAUUCAAGAGGACUGCCUUAGGUUUUACAUCCAUCUGACAUGUAGAGGGAAGAACUUUGUACUUAGAGAAGUUAGCCUGAGAGAAUAAACUACAAACCUCAAACAGAGUUAUACCAUUUUAAACAGUUAACCUGACAAUCUAUAACUUCAGCUGCCAGAACAAUAGUGGCUGUCAGUUUAUUGAAAUAAAUAAAUUUCACAGUG